AGGAAGGAAGGGAGGGAGAAAGAGAGAGACGGACGCGCUGCCCCAGUCGCUCCUCCCCUCCCCCCGCGCCAUCGGCCGGGAAGCGAACCCCGGACCCUGAGACGGAGAAAGAAGAGCAUCUAGCCUUUGACACUGUCUACCAAAGAAAUGGUGAUGGAGAAGCCAAGUCCGCUGCUUGUAGGGCGGGAGUUCGUGAGGCAGUACUAUACCCUGCUAAAUAAAGCCCCCGACUUCUUACACAGGUUUUAUGGCAGGAAUUCUUCCUACGUGCAUGGUGGACUGGAUGCCAGUGGCAAACCACAGGAAGCAGUGUAUGGCCAGGCUGACAUACACAAGAAGGUGAUGUCCCUGCAGUUUAGUGAAUGCCGCACUAAGAUCCGCCAUGUGGACGCUCAUGCAACUCUCAACGAUGGAGUAGUUGUGCAAGUCAUGGGGGAGUUGACAAAUAACGGGCAGCCAAUGAGGAAAUUCAUGCAGACCUUCGUACUGGCUCCAGAAGGGUCUGUUCCAAAUAAGUUUUAUGUACACAACGACAUAUUCCGUUAUGAAGAUGAAGUAUUUGGUGACUCUGAAGCUGAACUAGAUGAAGAGUCAGAAGAUGAAGUAGAAGAAGAGCAUGAAGAAAGGCAGCCAUCCCCUGAGCCUGCUCAGGAAAAUGCAAGCAGUACUUACUACGAUAAUCACCCUGUAACUAAUGGAAUAGAAGAGACGUUGGAAGAAUCUACUCACGAACCUGAGCCUGAGCUGGAAUCUGAAUCAAAAGCUGAAGAACUAAAACCUGAAGCGGGAAAAAAUAUUGAAGAGCUAGAAGAAAAGUCUCCAUCCCCACCUCCUGUAGAAACAGUUUCUCUACCACAAGAACCACCAAAGGCUUUCUCUUGGGCUUCAGUGACCAGUAAAAACCUGCCUCCUAGUGGUACUGUUUCUUCCUCUGGAAUUCCACCCCAUGUUAAAGCACCAGUCUCACAGCAAAGAGUAGACACAAAACCUGAAAUCCAGUCUCAACCUCCUCGUGUGCGUGAACAGCGUCCGCGGGAGCGGCCAGGCUUUCCCUCAAGGGGCCCCAGACCAGGUCGAGGAGAUAUGGAUCAAAACGAAUCAGACAAUCGACGAAUAAUUCGCUAUCCAGAUAGCCACCAGCUCUUCGUUGGCAAUUUACCACAUGAUAUUGAUGAGAAUGAACUGAAAGAGUUUUUCAUGAGCUUUGGGAAUGUUGUGGAACUUCGCAUCAAUACUAAAGGUGUUGGAGGAAAACUCCCAAACUUUGGCUUUGUGGUGUUUGAUGACUCUGAGCCAGUUCAGAAGAUUUUAUUGGCAAAACCUGUUAUGUUUCGUGGUGAAGUGCUGAACGUAGAAGAGAAAAAGACCAGAGCUGCUCGUGAAAGGGAGACCCGAGGUGGUGGCGAUGACCGCAGAGACAUCCGGCGCAACGACCGAGGUCCAGGGGGUCCACGUGGCAUUGUGGGUGGUGGAAUGAUGCGAGACCGCGAUGGAAGAGGGCCUCCUCUAAGGGGUGGCAUGGCCCACAAACUUGGCUCCGGAAGAGGAACUGGGCAGAUGGAAGGCCGGUUCACAGGUCAACGCGUUGAAGACCCAAAUGUUGGCAGGCAGUCUUGGCAGUGAUACAUUAUUCGUCCUGUUUGCAUUCUUGUUUAAUUUUCUGGCUUUGGAAUGUAACACAGCCUUUUUUGAUCAUUUCUUUGAUGUGAGAAACAUCCUUUGGUUACCAGUUAAAUUGAGGUGGACGUUCUUUCCCCAAUUCCACAAAGAAGUCACACUGUUUAACGUAUAACUUAGACUUGGAGAUUAAGGACUGAGAAAUGACCAUUUAAACUUUCUGCAGCAACAACUUUAAAAAAAAAAAAGGACAAGGGCGUGCCUAAUUUGAGUUAAGGUCCUUUCAGUAAAACAAAACAAAAAAAAGCACCCUUCUGCUACACAUUUUGUGUAAGUGUUACUGUUUCUGCCUAUUACUGUUGGAAACGCAAUUAGUGCAAUCUUUGCAAUUGGAGAAGCUUGCCCUUUUUUCCCUUUUAGAACACUUGGCUCAAACAACUCACGUUUUUAUGAACUCAAAAGCGCACUAAUGGGUGUUUGACUCCUUUUACGUUGACAUCUGCUGAAAGCAGCGAGGAAAAGGUAGCUUGUGAAAACGAUGCAGGCAUCUGCUCUGCUUGCUCUGACCAAUAUAUGUACACACACACAAACCUUAACGAGACUACAAGUAUGUUCCAGAAGGAAACCAUUUAGCUGUAAACACAAAUGUAAAAACUUCAAAAAUCAUAGUCGUGAAUACGAAACAAGUUGGGUUUUUCUUUUUCUUUUUUAAAGGAUCUAAUGAGCCUUUCUCCAAAACAGGGAUGGCUAACUGCUCAACACACUCCUCCUCCCUUUUCCCCUUUCUGUAAGCAGUGUACAGUGAAAAAUUGUCUCUACUGUAUUGAGGUCUCUGGUAAUGUAAUAAGCAUGAUGGUGCCUUUUAUUAAAUACAUCAUUCCAGUGUUGCUGGUGAUUUUGUACAGUAUAGUGGUAUGAAUGGCUGUGCUGCAAAACUUUUAACAGCUGUAAAAAAAAUGUUUAUAAAAUCAUUGUAUAAAAAAUUGCAGUAUCUUUAAAUCGGUAAAGGUUACUGGAAUAUUA
Lacerta agilis (Sand lizard) is the source of this 2640-nucleotide messenger RNA. RefSeq names its product G3BP stress granule assembly factor 2 (gene G3BP2). The record is from RefSeq and is a predicted model, not a curated record. Gene Ontology annotation, molecular function: mRNA binding. Gene Ontology annotation, cellular component: ribonucleoprotein complex; cytosol. Lineage: Eukaryota; Metazoa; Chordata; Lepidosauria; Squamata; Lacertidae.